Torulaspora globosa is the source of this 642-nucleotide messenger RNA. It is a transcript of the gene ADE8, whose product is annotated as phosphoribosylglycinamide formyltransferase. Gene Ontology annotation, molecular function: phosphoribosylglycinamide formyltransferase activity. Lineage: Eukaryota; Fungi; Ascomycota; Saccharomycetes; Saccharomycetales; Saccharomycetaceae. The record is from RefSeq and is a predicted model, not a curated record. Gene Ontology annotation, cellular component: cytoplasm. The coding region runs from base 1 to 642 and encodes 213 amino acids. Gene Ontology annotation, biological process: 'de novo' IMP biosynthetic process. The transcript has a single exon.
AUGACCAAGUCGAGAAUAACCGUCCUGAUUUCUGGAUCUGGAUCCAAUUUGCAAGCUUUAAUUGAUGCGCAAUCAGAGGGUAAAUUGGGCAAUGCUGAGAUAGUGUCGGUCAUAUCGUCGAGUAAAAAGGCAUACGGUCUAACGAGAGCUGCUGCGGCGAAUAUUCCUACUAAGGUUCAAUCGCUGUAUCCAUACACUAGAGAUAUCCCACAGGAUAACAAAGAAAAGCGUGCUGAAGCCAGGGUCCGUUUCGAAAAAGAUUUGGCAGAGCUGGUACUCUCCGAUGAACCCGAUCUGGUGGUAUGUGCCGGCUGGCUAUUGAUACUGGGUCCUGAGUUUUUGUCCCGUACCAAUACUGUACCAAUCAUCAAUCUACACCCAGCGCUACCCGGGGCGUUCGACGGGACCACUCAUGCCAUCGAAAUGGCCUGGAAGAAGGCCGAAGACGAGGGCAAGCCACUGAAGGCCGGCUGUAUGGUUCAUUAUGUGAUUGAAGAGGUGGAUAGAGGCGAGCCAUUGCUCAUCAAGGAGUUAGAGAUCAUCCCAGGAAAAGAGACGCUGGAAGAGUACGAAAAAAGGGUUCACGAAGCUGAGCACGUUGCCAUCGUGGAGGCUACCGCCGCUGCCUUGUCGAAGAAGUAG